Myotis myotis is the source of this 4083-nucleotide messenger RNA. It is a transcript of the gene KLHDC3, whose product is annotated as kelch domain containing 3. Gene Ontology annotation, molecular function: chromatin binding; protein binding. NCBI's taxonomy places the organism in Eukaryota, Metazoa, Chordata, Mammalia, Chiroptera, Vespertilionidae. The record is from RefSeq and is a predicted model, not a curated record. Gene Ontology annotation, cellular component: cytoplasm. The coding region runs from base 1837 to 3489 and encodes 550 amino acids. The transcript is spliced from 14 exons.
GGCGGGGAUGACUGGAAGGAUCCAGAGAGAGCGCCACCAUAUGCAGGGAGGAAGACCUCUGGCUGAAAGGGGACAACGAUUCCUAGCGUUUUUCCCUCAGUGGAAGGGGGGAAAUGGAGAACUUUUGGGUGGCGCUUGGAGUGGUGGGAAAAGGAAAAAGGAGAAAACUGCAAAGCUCUCAGAUUAAAAAAAAAAGGGGGGGUGAUAAUUGCAAGAGAGCAGAGAGGGGGGCAGGCACGUGAAGGGAAUGGAAGGCGUCGAGAACGCGGCCAGGACGGAGUGUGGGGGGAACUCCGGGAGGACGCAGCCCUGAGACCUCGGGGGCCCGUUUUCCAUGAGCUCGAGCUGUCCUUUCGGGAGAGAAGCUAGGAUUCUCUCUCCGCCUUGGGGUGGCAUUGCUCCGCGCUGCUCCUGUGAGCCCCGCGCCUUGAUGGACUUGAAGGGCGCAGGAGCUCAGAGCGAAGACUGAGGGCUCCCCUUCUUCAGCCCUUCAGCCCCCGUCUGGCCCCACGAGCCCCGGUCCCAGGUGUUUGGGACUGAGGACGGGAGCCAUGGAGUGAGACCAGUUCCUGCUGGGGCUCCGUCAGGGUGGGCCUGGUGGCUGCUUAAAGCCGGGGCGGGGGCCGAGGCGGGGCGGUAGGGGACGUGCCAGCCCGCUGGAAGCCAUGCCUUUUUCUUCUCGAGGGGCCUCCCUUGAGCCCUCUCUGUGCCCGAAGCUCAGCCUUGAACAGGGAGAGGAUGGUCCAUCCGCCCAGACCCAGCAGGUGCCGGCCGCAGGAGGUGCCCGACGCGGGCUGCAGAUGCACGCAUUAUCGCUAGCUUGGCAGGUUGUCUUAGAGAUCAGUCCUCUCCCUGGGUCUUCUUCAUGUGCUGCCCAAGGGCAUUUGGCUUCCCUUCUCCUUUCCCGUGCACACGCCUACCGUCGCCCCCCUUCCCGGGACCCUCCGGGGAGGACAGCUGCUGGGAACAGCUUGUCUCUGCCCGGGUAGCAGGGCUGGGGAGGUGGCAGGAGGAGGAACCCCUUCCUCCCCGCCCCCACUCCCUCAAUCUACAGCGAACACAUACCUUUCUGAUUAAGUUCCUAGCUUUGGCAGCAGACCAGGCCCAGCUGUUAAAGGAACGCCUCAGGCCUGUGAGGGGCCCUGGGUCACCCCAUUGACAACAGCUCAGUUUGACCAGAGCUUCCGACCAGGGGCGAACCAUCCAUGGUACUCUGGAGGUCCCUGUCCUGGACCCCGCCCCAUCUUGGAUAGGGGAGCUCAUCCACUGGAAAAGCCUAAAAGCCUUUCUGCUUGGAAGCACCCAUGCCAGCUUUCAAUGCACUGUCUGGGGCUGGCUGGGCUAUUAAUAGCUCUGAGUAUUUUGAGAUGCCUCUCCCCAUCUUAAAGAGCACAGAGAUUCUUAGACAGGCGGCAGUAAGCAGAGCAGAGCCGGAGGUACCAGCGAACCCAUCAGCCUGGGAAGGGGGCUUGGAGCCUGUGCCAGGCCACGGAGCGGGUGGAGCCUCCGUGAGUAGGGGGUGAGCAUGCUGAGCCCUGGAUCAGCAGGUUCUGAGCUGGCGGUCAGGUUGGAGUGGCCCCACCCUUUGCUUGUGGAGAACACAGGGCCAGGGCUAGCUCCUUGACCUCAGCAGCUCCUCUGGGGCAGGGCCAGCCACCUGAGCUGUGGAGGGGUGGUGUGGGUCGAACACCUGGGUGACACUUGGAGGCCAGGGCUGGUCCUGGGCAGAGUCCUGGUGAGCCAGGCAAAGGCCUUUGUGGCCCUCAUUUGUGUGCAGGUAGCAGAGGCAGCAGGCCGUGCCGGGGGGGCAUGUUGCUGUAACCAGUGGCCCAGGGGAUGUUACGGUGGACAGUGCACCUGGAGGGCGGGCCCCGCAGGGUGAACCAUGCUGCAGUGGCUGUUGGGCACCGGGUAUUCUCCUUCGGGGGUUACUGCUCUGGUGAAGACUACGAGACACUGCGUCAGAUUGAUGUGCACAUUUUCAAUGCAGUGUCCUUGCGCUGGACAAAGCUGCCCCCGGUGAGACCCACCAUCCGAGGGCAGCCUCCUGUGGUACCAUACAUGCGGUAUGGACACUCAACCGUCCUCAUCGAUGACACGGUCUUCCUUUGGGGCGGGCGGAAUGACACGGAAGGGGCCUGCAAUGUGCUCUACGCCUUUGACGUCAAUACUCACAAGUGGUCCACGCCCCGAGUGUUAGGAACAAUUCCUGGGGCUCGGGACGGACAUUCGGCUUGUGUCUUGGGCAAGACGAUGUACAUUUUCGGGGGCUACGAGCAGCUGGCGGACUGCUUUUCCAAUGACAUUCACAAGCUGGAUACCAGCACCAUGACAUGGACCCUUAUCUGUACAAAGGGCAAUCCUGCGCGCUGGAGGGACUUCCACUCAGCCACAAUGCUGGGCAGUCGCAUGUAUGUCUUUGGGGGUCGCGCUGACCGAUUUGGGCCGUUCCAUUCCAACAAUGAGAUUUACUGCAACCGCAUCCGAGUCUUUGACACCAGGACUGAGACCUGGCUGGACUGUCCGACCACUCCGGUGCUGCCCGAGGGGCGCCGGAGCCACUCGGCCUUUGGCUACAAUGGGGAACUGUACAUUUUUGGUGGCUAUAAUGCAAGGCUGAACCGGCACUUCCAUGACCUGUGGAAAUUUAACCCUGUGUCCUUUACCUGGAAAAAGAUUGAACCAAAGGGAAAGGGGCCAUGUCCACGCCGGCGCCAGUGCUGCUGUAUUGUUGGUGACAAAAUUGUCCUCUUUGGGGGUACCAGUCCAUCUCCUGAGGAAGGCCUGGGAGAUGAGUUUGACCUCAUAGAUCAUUCUGACUUACACAUUUUGGACUUUAACACAUCUAACAUGUCCUUUGAGGAGCUGUUGGAAUUGCAGAGCCAAGCGGGGACUAAGGCAUACAAACAAUUGGUAGCUGGAAGCAGCACUAAGAAGCAAGGCUCUAGACCCCCUGUCCAAAAUGCCUGUGUUGCAGAUAAGCACAGGCCUCUGGAAAUGUCAGCCAAAGUCCGGGUGCCAUUUUUGCGUCAAGUUGUCUCCAUCAGUAAGAAGGUAGCCCGGGACCCCCGCUUUGACGAUUUGUCAGGGGAAUAUAAUCCUGAAGUGUUUGACAAAACGUAUCAAUUCCUGAACGACAUCCGAGCCAAAGAGAAAGAGCUUGUGAAAAAGCAGUUGAAGAAGCACCGUUCAGGGGAGAAGCAUGAGAAGCUGCAGCAGCUGCUUCAGCGAAUGGAGCAGCAAGAAAUGGCACAGCAGGAGCGGAAGCGGCAGCAGGAGCUGCGCCUGGCUCUGAAGCAGGAGCGGCGGGCGCAGGCCCAGCAGGGCCAUCGUCCAUACUUCCUGAAGAAAUCUGAACAGCGCCAGCUGGUCCUAGCUGAGAAGUUCAAGGAGCUGAAACGCAGCAAGAAGCUAGACAGCUUCUUGAGUCGAAAAAGGCGCCGAAACGCAGGCAAAGACAGGCGACAUCUCCCUUUGAAUAAGGACUAAUAGGAACUGACCUCAGCUCUGCCACUGCCUCAGUGAGAACUGGGUCUGUGGGGACAGACUGGGGCUUGGCCUAUUCUGGGUCUUUCCCCUUCAAGGACAAGGAUCACAGCUGCCCUUGAACUAGAUUGGCUCAGCAAUGACUAAAGGGUUCUUGGGCUGCCCAGGGAUGGACAGGAACAGCUCAGCCUUCGCCAUGCCACACUCCUCUGCUUGAAUCUGGUUCAUCAUGUACUCGUGUCCUCCCAUCCUUGCCUUAAACCAGGGAUAGGAACCUUUUUUCUGCCAAGGGCCAUUUGUAUAUUUAUAACAUCAUUCAUGGGCCAUCCAGUAUCAUCAGUUUAAAAAUUAGCGGCCGUAUUUGAUCAAACAUUUAAUUAACUCACCCCUGAUGCCGUGGCAGGGCCCGACCAAGUGAUGCCAUGGGCCUUCUAUGGCCCGCAGGCUGAACAUUCCCAGCCCCUGUGAAAUCAAUAAUUCUGACAGAGGAAAAAAAGGGUCAGUGACCUUAGGUUAGUGAAGGCCAUGGAGUCUGUUGACGGCUUCCAGGACUGGGACUUUAUGUAGGAGCCAGUUAAUAAACAUUCUUGUCGCUCA